CGGAACAUUAACAAACAGAGAGAGUGUGCAUAAAGAUGGUGGCUACCAAGUUGACCGUGGUCGUCCUGCUCUUCGGCAUGGCCCUCGCGGCCCCGGCUGAAGCCCCUGCAGGCGAUCUUCAAGCCGAUGCUCAGACCAACGUUCAGGCUGCUCAGGUUCCUCCAAGGCCGCAAAUCAACUGGGGAAAGUGCCCACAGCUUCAGCCAACUGAGAGCGAAAGGCAACAGAAGGCUCUAGUCAUUGAUCAGUGCUUGGAGAAGGUGCCACUCCCCAACAUUGAGAACGCCACGCAGGAGGACGUGCAGAAGCACCGCGAGGAUGUCACCACCUGUGCUCUUCACACCGAGGGAUGGUUCAACGAGAAGGGACGUUACCGUUUCGACCGCGCCCGCAGUGAGAUCCUUAACAAGCAGCUGGCCAAGGACGUCGAGUCCGUUGUCCUGUCCAAGCACGACGAGUGCAAGACCGAAUCCGAAGAGAAGUUCGCUCAGCAAUACGUCUCCCAGGUGCAACUGUACCAGGCCUGCAUGGACUACCACAUCAGCCAGAUUUGCGGUAUUCAAAUCGCCCAGCCAGCUCCACCCCAGGGAGCUCCACACCAGGGUUAGAUGCAAAGCCCCCUCGUUGGAUUGCCGCCACAGAGUAAAAUUGAUCAAAGCAACAUUGUGAUCCAAAAAUACAGGAAAACUUCACAGCCAGCGUCCUUCAGCGCCCAGUCAAACACACGCUCUCCGCCUUGAUCCUGCUGAACCGAUAUGCUGACUUUUCUCCUCUGAAAGAUAUUUUCCUGCUCUGCCACUCUUGGAACACCAUCUUUCGUCUUUAUGGGAAUGAAUGACAAGAGAAAAAGGAAUGUAAAAAAAAAGUAACGCAAGAGGCUUCUUUGUAAAAUAGGUCGUACUCUCUUGUCCAGUGUUUUUUUUUUUUUUUUUUUCACCUCCUGAAGCUUCCUUCGUUCAACAUCGCUACGAAUAAAUUGUUACAUUCCCGA
Messenger RNA from Ornithodoros turicata, 991 nucleotides. RefSeq lists its product as uncharacterized. The record is from RefSeq and is a predicted model, not a curated record. The transcript has 6 exons. The coding region runs from base 36 to 608 and encodes 190 amino acids. Lineage: Eukaryota; Metazoa; Arthropoda; Arachnida; Ixodida; Argasidae.